AUGUUUGACCCGGCCGCGAUGCAGCAGAUGCUGGGCAUGCUCGGCGGAGGCGGAAUGGGCGCGUUCGGCGGUGGUGUGCCGCCCGCGUCCCCGGUGGACACGCGGCCGCCCGAGGAACGGUUCCAGGUGCAGCUGCAGCAACUGCAGGACAUGGGCUUCACGAAUGCGCAGCAGAACGUCCGUGCGCUGCUUGCGACAGGCGGGAACGUCCAUUCUGCCAUUGAGUAUAUCCUCGGUGGCGGGGGUCUGUAG
Molecule: messenger RNA, 252 nt
Organism: Phanerochaete carnosa HHB-10118-sp
Lineage: Eukaryota; Fungi; Basidiomycota; Agaricomycetes; Polyporales; Phanerochaetaceae
Exons: 2
Coding region: 1-252 (83 amino acids)
Biological process (GO): ubiquitin-dependent protein catabolic process
Cellular component (GO): cytosol
Molecular function (GO): polyubiquitin modification-dependent protein binding
Source: RefSeq, a predicted model, not a curated record